Molecule: messenger RNA, 1149 nt
Organism: Zychaea mexicana
Lineage: Eukaryota; Fungi; Mucoromycota; Mucoromycetes; Mucorales; Lichtheimiaceae
Exons: 4
Coding region: 208-921 (237 amino acids)
Cellular component (GO): cytoplasm
Molecular function (GO): oxidoreductase activity, acting on a sulfur group of donors, disulfide as acceptor
Source: RefSeq, a predicted model, not a curated record
AUCCGACGACAGUGAAUUUGGCGUAAGUAAAAGUGCUUCUUUUGCCUAAAGUCGUGGGGGGUGGGGUGGGUGGUUAGAAAGAGGCGGAGAACUCCAAGCUCAGAGAUGUUGGCUGACAACCCCAUUUAUUGUUAACGGAAAAUAUUCAAGGAUGCCGACGUAAAUGCACACCUGGCAUUGGUUUUAUUUUCAGUGUGGAAGUCGCUCAUGGCAAGCACGGCCGAAGAAUUAGCAAGCGUGCUUAUUCUGUACACCAAGUUCUUUACGUUCUGCAUGGUAUAUUGGAAGUCCGGCAUGUUCAAGUCGAUUCUUUACCUUGCUGGUUGGAUGUUAUUGUCGACACUAUUCCCACAACCAUGGUAUCAAGGCCCAACGAAGAUUGCUGAGCUCAGUGAAACAAAGUUCCGUGAAGAAGUGCAGCGCAAGCGACUUGCCGAUGGCCCUCGCAUUACUGAAGUAACAAGUGAAAGUGAGGAAGGCCCGUCAACAACAACAGCAACCAAAAGGAAAGACAAAGGCAAAGGCAAAGCUGGACAGUAUACCAAAUACUGGGUAGUCAUGCUUUAUGCUAAUUGGUCUCUUGCAUGUCUCAAUUUUGAAGCCGUGCUGGCCAAGUUAUCGCUCCAAUAUAGUGCCGAUCACAUCAAAUUCGGUAAAAUUGAUAUUGACAUGUACUCGGAUCUGGCGGAGGAAUAUGGUAUCAGCCGUGAUCCAGCAUCCUUUGAUUUGCCUACACUUUUGCUUUUCCGCGACGGUGCCCAGAUUCGUCGACUACCUGAACUGACACCCGCCGACGAUUCAAACAUCAAAAAAGCUGCAGCGACAACUGCAAAAGACACAAUUACCCGUAUUGGUUGGAGUAAAAAAGCAGCUACUGUAAUCAAGGCAUUCCAUCUUGAUAAGAUCAUUACUGAAAAAUAGAGAGAGUAUCGCUGCAGCAGGGUAUGCUGCCACAACAACAACAACAACAACAACAGAAUUCAUUUUUUGUGUGGGUUACUAGAUGUGCCACUUAAUUUCGCGGAUACACACACACACACACAAUUUCAACCCCAAUCAAUGUUUAUGUUUGAUACGUACUACAUCAUCAUGUACUUUCCUUUCUAUGAAAAUAACGCAAUAAACAAUCGAGAAAGAACGCAACACAGA